Esox lucius (northern pike) is the source of this 3371-nucleotide messenger RNA. It is a transcript of the gene dpp3, whose product is annotated as dipeptidyl-peptidase 3. Gene Ontology annotation, molecular function: dipeptidyl-peptidase activity; metalloexopeptidase activity. The transcript is spliced from 18 exons. Gene Ontology annotation, biological process: proteolysis. Gene Ontology annotation, cellular component: cytoplasm. Lineage: Eukaryota; Metazoa; Chordata; Actinopteri; Esociformes; Esocidae. The coding region runs from base 66 to 2357 and encodes 763 amino acids. The record is from RefSeq and is a predicted model, not a curated record.
GUAGCUUAAUAGCUUCUUAUAAACUUGAUCAAACGGCAACAUAAAGAUACCAUAAUAUCUGCUGGAUGUUUCGUAGUAAAGUGAUUCAAGGCUUGCGUAUUUGGAAGAGCUAUCGAUUCUCAGCUGUCAACGUUGGGCUGAAAAGGAAACAAGAAACGUCCCGGCAGUUGUUCACCAUGGUGGACUCCCAGUACUACCUCCCCAAUGACAUAGGGAUCUCUGCGCUUGACUGUGCGGAAGCCUUUCGCUUGCUCUCCCCUAAAGAACAGCUCUAUUCACACUACCUCUCCCGGUCAGCUUGGUACGGAGGAUUGGUUGUUCUGCUUCAGACCUCGCCAGAGUCAGCCUCCAUCUAUGUGCUCUUACAGAGGCUCUUUCGCAAGCAGCCACCAGCACAGCUGGAGAAUGUGGCCACGGCUGCUGGACUUACUCCUGAGGAGUACCAGGCCUUUCUUGUUUUCGCUGCAGGCCUUUAUGCCAACAUGGGCAACUACAAGUCAUUUGGGGACACCAAGUUCAUUCCCAACCUCCCCAAGGAGAAACUGAAGGCCCUUGUGUGGCAGAGCCAAGCCUUCCAUGACAGCCCCAGUGAGAUGGAGGCCCUGUGGGACAGCUGUUCCACCCUUCUCUUCUCCCUGGCGGACAGACAGAAACAGCUGGGAUUGGGUGACAAGGGAAUCACUUCAUACUUCUCAGGGAACUGUUUUUUGGAGGAUGCUGAGUUGGCCCAGAGGUUCCUGGAUUCCAAGAACCUGAGUGCCUACAACACGCGACUGUUCAAAAAGAAAUCCGAAGGGAAGACCUGCUACGAGGUGCGCCUGGCAUCCGCUGUGGAGAAUGACAUUGCAGUGGAUGGGGAGGGAGAGACCAGGUGUGGCCAGUAUGACUUUGAGGACUGUGUCUUCACGGUUUCCAGGGGUGACUAUGCUCCCCUCAUGAAGAAAGUCAGUGAAAAUUUGGAGAAAGCUAAGGACCACGCGGCCAAUGAGAACCAGAAGAGAAUGUUGGAGGAAUAUGCACGGAGUUUCACCUACGGGUCUGUGGAAGCACACAAGGAAGGCUCUCGUUUCUGGAUCAAGGACAAGGGACCCAUUGUGGAGAGUUAUAUUGGAUUCAUUGAGAGCUACAGGGAUCCCUUUGGUUCCAGGGGAGAGUUUGAAGGCUUUGUUGCCGUGGUGAACAAGGCAAUGAGCGAACGCUUUGCUAAGCUGGUGAGCUCAGCCGAGGUGCUGCUGCCAGACCUGCCUUGGCCAAAAGAAUUUGAGAAGGACCGCUUUCUCCUGCCGGACUUCACCUCGCUGGACGUACUGACGUUCGCUGGCAGUGGCAUCCCAGCUGGUAUUAACAUUCCCAACUAUGAUGAUAUCCGACAGUCUGAGGGCUUUAAGAACGUCUCCCUGGGCAAUGUGCUGGCUGUGGCCUACGCUACCCAGAAGGACAAGCUCACCUUCCUGGAUGAAGAUGACAAGGAUGCGUACAUUAAGUGGAAGGGGCCCUCCUUUGAGGUUCAGGUUGGCCUCCAUGAGCUGCUGGGACACGGCAGCGGGAAGCUCUUCGUCCAGGAUGAAAAAGGAACUUUCAACUUUGAGCAAGAUAAUGUUCUCAAUCCUGAGACUGGAGAAAAGAUCACCACCUGGUACAAAGGCAACGAGACGUGGGACAGUAAAUUCUCUACCAUCUCCUGCUCCUAUGAAGAGUGCCGGGCCGAGUGUGUGGGGCUCUACCUGUGCCUCAACAAGCAGGUGCUCAGUAUCUUUGGCCAUGAGGGCGAAGACGCAGAGGAGUUGGUGUAUAUCAACUGGCUCAACAUGGUCCGAGCUGGCCUGCUGGGCCUGGAGUUUUACACCCCCGAGAGCCACAGCUGGAGACAGGCCCAUAUGCAGGCUCGCUUUGUGAUUCUGCGCGUGCUCCUGGAGGCCGGCGAGGGUCUGGUGACCCUGAAGGAGUGCACAGGGAAGGAUGGGCGCCCGGAUGCCCUCAUGACACUUGACCGCAGCAAGAUCCACACCGUGGGCAAGGCUGCCAUCGGGAGGUUCCUCUGCAAACUACAGGUGAUCAAGUCCACCGCCGACGUGGAGGGAGGCAGAGCCCUGUAUGAGGGCUACUCGGCCGUGUCCGACAGCGGCUCUCACAACUUCCUGCGCCUGCGGGAGACUGUUCUCCUGCGCAAAGAGGCUCGCAAGAUGUUCGUUCAGGCCAACACCACAGUCAAAGGGGACAGUGUGGACCUGGUAGAGUACGAGGGCAGUGCAGCCGGACUCAUCCGCUCCUUCACCGAACGUUUUCCGGACGACGCCGAGGAGGUUGAGGCCCACCUUCUAGAGCUGGCCGAGAGGGACGCCCCCUGCUGGUGCUGAGUGAACAGCGCGGCGCCUCAGUCAGCGCAGACAUACUACUGCCCUGGCCUGACUGAGACGCACCACACCUGGCCUGGACCUGUCACGGGAACUGGUCUUUCCCUGCACUGUCAAAUGCAUUUACCAAUCAUUUGCAAGUGGAAUACACGGGUGGUUAUGGCUGUGAUUGGUGAGACUUGAGGUAUUUACCCCAGAGGCAGUUUCAAAACUAGUUCAGACCGUGAUGCAGCGCUCCAUUCCCCCCCCACCACUGGGGCUCCUGUGCUCUGCCCCCUCUGUCUGAGGUUAAAGUCCGGGAAGUCUAGCGGCCACUCGUUUGUCCCAUACUCGUUUCAACCACGUUGCUUGUUAUUGUGCUUGUACGUUUAGGAGGCACACAAACCUCAGCAGUGAACCAUUAAUUAUAAAGAUUAGCAGUCACACAAAAAGGAGGAAGGAGCAGAUUGCUUUUUACCUCAACUUUUUCUACACAUUAUUUAGUGAAUUUUUUAAAAGUAAUUGCUAAUCGUUUUAAUUAACUAUUCAGAGGUUUUUUCGAGCUGUUCUAUGUUUUUAAGCACGAUAGCAAGCAGUGUUGUCUAGAUGUACAUUGGAAACAAGGGACCACAGAGGAGCCCUGUGUCCGGUAGGACUGGAGCACUGUUAACAUGUACUCAGACUGCUAACGCUCAGGUCUGGGAGCCCAUUUGAAACGAAGCUAGAUAAUGGAAAAUAACUGAUGAUAGAAAAUAACUGUUUUAAGGGAAGCAUUCACGGUUCACCAUGAACUAAUCAGUCAGUCAAAUCCAAAUCACCAAUUAAUCUUUAAUGUUGACACUUUGUCUGCAAAAUGUUGACAAAGUUCUUAUUGAAGAACUCCUUCCAUAAAUACACAUCAUAGGAUAAGGUCAUUGUCUCUAGUGAACAGGGAAAUAAAAGCCACUGUUGUGAUUAUAAUUUAAGGCAAGGCAUUGUAAGAGGAUCCACAGGACUGUACAAUCUCUCUUGGUUACAAUAAAUACAUUUGAUUCCAAA